CUCUUCCUUCUAGUGAUUGACUGGAUUAUGAAGAAUUCGACAUCUGAGGGGAAAUACGGAAUACAAUGGACAGCUCAGAAUCAAUUAGAUGAUUUGGACUUCGCAGAUGACCUAGCCCUCCUCUCUCAUACACACGAACAAAUGCAGAUGAAGACAGCAAAUGUAGCAGCAGCCUCCGCAUCGAUAGGUCUCCACAUUCACAAAGGAAAAAGCAAGAUUCUCAAAUGCAACACGGAGAACACCAACCCAAUCACACUUGACGGCGAAACUCUGGAAGAGGUGGAAACAUUCAAGUACCUGGGGAGCAUCGUUGAUAAACAAGGAGGAUCGGAUGCAGAUGUAAAGGCAAGGAUUGGCAAAGCAAGGGCAGCAUUUCUACAAUUGAAGAACAUAUGGAACUCAAAACAACUCUCAACCAAUUUCAAGUAUUUAUAAACAGUUGUCUA
Messenger RNA from Schistosoma rodhaini, 446 nucleotides. NCBI's taxonomy places the organism in Eukaryota, Metazoa, Platyhelminthes, Trematoda, Strigeidida, Schistosomatidae. The record is from the annotation of a GenBank genome assembly.